Molecule: messenger RNA, 1898 nt
Organism: Saccostrea cuccullata (small rock oyster)
Lineage: Eukaryota; Metazoa; Mollusca; Bivalvia; Ostreida; Ostreidae
Product: transient receptor potential cation channel subfamily M member 2-like
Exons: 16
Coding region: 21-1898 (625 amino acids)
Biological process (GO): metal ion transport; monoatomic cation transmembrane transport
Cellular component (GO): plasma membrane
Molecular function (GO): monoatomic cation channel activity
Source: RefSeq, a predicted model, not a curated record
UUUAGAUACAUACAGACAACAUGUGCAAAAAUAUAAUUCGAUCAGGAAACCGCAUGCUUUUGAGCGUUUUAAAGCACCCUGAUCUGAUAAAUCACCUGGACAGAAAAAUGACGAAAGAAAUGCUACUCUUCUUGUAUAGCAAUAUUCCAAAAGGCGCCCAGAUAUUGAAUUCAUUGAAUACAAGAUCAAGCAUGCAAGGUUUCCCUGAGCUGGAUUUACAAAUGAUAAAUCAGGUGAACAUAAUUCUUAAAAGUCAGCUGCAAAUUAAAGGAUGCUAUUAUAAAUUGACUGUGGAGGAGAAAAUGACAUAUAGAGAUCUCUUCGUGUGGUAUUUACUGACAGAACAAACAGAACCAGCUUUUCAUAUUUGGAUGUAUUCUAAUGUGUUGCCUAUCUGGGACGCUUUGUUAUGCAGCUUCAUCUUGGAUGGAAUGAAACAUAUUAUAUAUGGACAGAAAACUAUAACACUUUUCAAACAUUUAUCAAGAGAGUAUGUGCAGCAUUCGACAAAUAUUCUUCAUGAGUGCUACAUCAAUGAAGAAUAUCCAGAUUCGAAAGACAUAGUCGAACAUGUGCUGUUUGAAAAACCAUAUGAAAUUUUCCUGCAUGCCUACAACAAGAAAAAAGAAAUUUUCUUACACCAUAGAUCAAUCACGGACAUAAUCUAUAGGCGCUGGUAUGGAAACAGGCUUCACGGCACUCAGUCUCCUAAGGUUGUAAAGAUAGUACAAGCAGUACUUUUCUUUUUGAUUCUUCCCUUUUGUUUACUCCUUUUACCAUUUCUAGCACUUUUCAAAGAGGAAUUUCUUCGACGAAUAAUGAACAGCUACAAUACGGCUUUUAUCAAGUGUUGUUAUUUCAAUGUUUCAUAUACAGCCUUUAUGUGUGCUCUUACGGUGACUGUUUUAUCCGGAGUCUCUGAUCCUUUCUCUUGGACUGACCUGAUGUUGUUGGUGUGGUCAGCUUGUUUUGCUCUGGACGAAGGGAGGCAGAUAGUUGCAGCCCAAGGGAAUGGUAUAGGAGAAAAGUUUCGAGCUUACAUAGACUGGAGAAAUACAGUGGAUCUUGCUAACGUGAUUCUUUUCUUCAUUGGCAUGAUUCUCAAAUAUUUCAAUGUUAGUUAUUUAGCUCGGGUUAUUUUAGUCGCCAAUCUUUUGCUGUUUUUCCUGCGGAUUCUUGAUCUGACAUCGGUAUCAAGGAGACUUGGUGUUACUUAUGUGGUUGUUAAAACAUUGAUCACUGGAAAGAAAAAAUUUAUAAUUUGUGUUCAGAUUGUAAGAAAAGAAUCUGAUUCACAUAAACCUUCUGAGGUUGUGACAAUAAUUGACAAUGCCAUGGGGAAGCAGUACUGGAUUAUGUAUGGCGAUAACAACGUUGACGAUUUUGAUACCAGCGACAGCAAAAUUUCAGUCAGACUCGUUCCCUAUCUACGAGGCACAGCAGCACUGAUUUUCUUUGUGCUCCUCUUUAACACUCUUAUUGCAAUGUUCACGGACCGAUACCAAAAGAUAAUAACACAGAGCAAAAUGCAUUGGUUGUACAACUUUGUUGAGCUUAUCGAUGAUUACGAAGAGAAACCUAUUUUACCACCGCCUUUUGUUAUGUUGUUUACGCCACAUAUGCUGCUGUUCGGUCUUAUGUGGUGUUUUACCAUCCCAUUUCAAUCGUGUUCCGAUCCCAGGCACAAGCAUUCUCUUAAAAUUUUGACAAGGAUCUUUUGCAAGUGCAGACUCCGAAAUCUGAAACGAGGGUCGGAUUUUUUUGUAAAAUUUUAUUUGUCAUCUGCAGUGAAGCAUAAACCCCAGUUUACAGAGAAAAGAAUUCACAAUAUUUUAUCAGAGAUAAAGAAAAAGUACAUCCACAGAUGGAAAAAGUCGGAUAUGACGAGGAAGCGCUGA